This is a messenger RNA of Mus pahari (shrew mouse), 1472 nucleotides long. It is a transcript of the gene Zbtb32, whose product is annotated as zinc finger and BTB domain containing 32. Gene Ontology annotation, biological process: regulation of transcription by RNA polymerase II. NCBI's taxonomy places the organism in Eukaryota, Metazoa, Chordata, Mammalia, Rodentia, Muridae. The record is from RefSeq and is a predicted model, not a curated record. Gene Ontology annotation, cellular component: nucleus. The coding region runs from base 75 to 1472 and encodes 465 amino acids. The transcript is spliced from 5 exons. Gene Ontology annotation, molecular function: DNA-binding transcription factor activity, RNA polymerase II-specific; RNA polymerase II cis-regulatory region sequence-specific DNA binding; protein binding.
CCCACUUCUACCAUGGACCCCCCAUUGUGGCUUUCCUCUCAGAGCCUAUGAAACUGGUAGAUUAGCCAGGAACAAUGCCCCAGACCCCCACAAGACUAACCAGCCCAUAUGGUUCUGAUAGGUUGGUACAGUUAGCUGCUAGGCUCAGGCCUGCACUGUGUGAUACCCUGAUCACAGUAGGGGGCCUGGAGUUCCCGGCCCACAGCCUAGUGCUGGCAGGCGCAAGCCCAAGGCUGGGCUGCAGGGGCCGGUGGGCUCUGGUUGAAGACAUAAGCCCUUCCACCUUUGCUCAGCUUCUGACCUUUGUCUAUGGCGAGAGUGUAGAGCUACAGCCUGGGGAGCUGGGGAACCUCGAAGAGGCAGCCAGAGCCUUGGGGGUACAGGCCUUGGAAGAGGCAUGUAAGAGAGCUCAAAGGGGCAAGAAUGAAGAUGAGCUGGAUCCAGGACUGAAGAGGCACCAGCAACCAGAAGACUUCAUGAGGGGCUCUGAGAGCAGACUUGGGAGUCCUGGAGAGAAACAGAAACCAGAGAAGGAUUUUAGAAGUAAUGGGAGAGAACAGGAGAUGUCACACAAGCAUAAAGCACCUGGAGAGAGGCCUGAGAUGGCAGGAGUAACUAGGAUGAUGAGCUCAGAGGAGGUCACGCGAGGUAUCGCGAGCCACAAGGGCUCUGAGGAGAGUCUUUGUGGGUGCCCUGGUCCCCUUUCCCCACCAGGUCCCCUCCUAACUAGCCUCAUCCCCAGGCCCUGGUGGGCUGAAGUCCCUAGGUUGGGGGAGGGCCAACCGGCCUUGUGGAGCAUCUUGUUGUGGCCGUCCAGAUACGGUGCUCCCUUCUCCCAUAGUACCCCCAUCACUGCGGCCUGGCAGGUCUGGCCUCAAGAUCAGAGGAUCCCACUGACCUUGAACCACUCCAAAGCCCUCUGGAGUCAGAAUCAGCUGGCUUCCUCUAGCCCCACUCCAGGUAAGCCCCUCAGCAUUCCACACAGGGCUUCUCCUUGGGAGACAGAAGCAUCUGGGCAAGGGUACACAGGCACACUGGCAACCUGUGUGAGUCAAGAGCGCACACUGAACUGCCCAUCUCACCAACACCCUCCUUUACCCUCUCCUGCUCGCUCUCGGCCCUAUUCUUGCUCUGUCUGUGGAAAGCGAUUUUCACUCAAGCAUCAGAUGGAGACACAUUACCGAGUCCACACAGGAGAGAAGCCCUUCUCCUGUAGCCUCUGUCCUCAGCGCUCCCGGGAUUUCUCUGCCAUGACCAAGCACCUGAGGACACAUGGGGUUGCUCCCUAUCGCUGCCCUCUGUGCAGGGCUGGCUGCCCUAGCCUGGCCUCCAUGCAGGCGCACAUGCGUGGCCACUCGCCCAGCCGGCUGCCGCCUGGAUGGACCAUACGCUCCACCUUCCUCUACUCUUCCUCGAAGCCGACCCGGGCCUCCAUCUCUCCCGGUAGUCCUACCUCCUCUGCUGCCACCUGA